AUGGUAAUGAAUAUUGCAUCAAUGGAAAGAUUUCCUAUAAAUUAUGCUUACACGUAUAACAAUUUAAAUCGAGCGCCUAGGCCGCAGCAUUGUGUAAGGGCUGCUGGUCAUCUACCAAUAAACGCAUCCACGGGAGUUAUUGAAGAAACUGACCUUCAAAGAAGCGUUACACCUGUUGACCAACAUAUCAAUGUUGUAUAUCAUCAAGGCCGGUUAAUCUGCAGAGACAUCCCAUUGGACGCGUCAGCUUGGUUCAAAUUAGUAACGAUAGCCAACAACAUUCACAACUACAACGUAAUGCUGGAACAAGUAGACCGAGGAAUCUUACUGAAGGCAAAAAAAGAAAUCUUCCCCGGCGAGCCUUUGAUGAUGUGGUUCGACAAUCAAUUGCUGACGAAGAUGAACAUCCCACUGUACCUAGAACCCCAAUGCAUAAUGCAAUCAGGCUGUACACCUAAUUAUAGGUGUCAGCGUUGUGACCGCCAGUUCUCAGAUCCGAAUCCUCUGAAGAUACACAUAGCGCUGGACUGCAACAAAUUGGACAAAAGUUUCCUCUGGGACAAGCUGGCCAAAGGAUACGCUUCUUUUCACCUGGACAAUUUUCGGACGAACUUUCCGUUAGCGUUCCAGUAUCAAAUGCUGUCUCUUCAGCAUCAACCUAAAAUGAUGUUGCACGACCUGGAGGUCAAAAGCCCGAGAUUGAGGCCGUCGCAGAAGCACCAGGCGUUGCCACCACCAACAAUGAGCUACCCUAAUACAAGGGUUGAAAUUCCAGCGACCUCGACGGCAUUGACAGAAGCCUCGACAAGUUCUUCUGACGAGACAUCACCAAACGUAUCGAUAAAUUCUUCACUGGAGCUCUGGAAAACGCCGGUUGAACCCGUGGGGGUUCCUCACUCAGCGUUCAAGCCUUACCCCCAGCAACGCGUUCCUGAGACAAUCCCUCAUAAUUUAAAAUUAAUUCCGCAUAACAAAAUAAUUUACAAUUACCCUCCUCAAAUCAAUCCCUUCUUCCAAGCGAACCUCAGAGCGCCCGUAUCGAUGGUAAAUGUCGCAAAUGCUGAAGAACGUGCUGCACAAAUGGAGACCAUCGUCAGCAACCUCGGGAAGUCUAAGAAUGGACAUCACUGCUUGUACUGCCGCAGAAUCUACUCCAGGAAAUACGGAUUGAAAAUUCAUAUCAGAACUCACACAGGAUACAAACCUCUCAAGUGCAAAAUUUGCUCCCGAGCUUUUGGAGAUCCCAGCAAUCUUAAUAAGCACGUCAGGCUACAUGCUGAAGGUAGUAACUUCGAGAGUCCUUACAAGUGUGAUCUGUGCGAAAAAGUUUUCGUAAGGCGGAGAGAUGUUGAACGGCACAUGAAAUCCAGACAUCCUGAGAGCGAAUCUAUUUCUUCUUCGUCGCGACGUUAG
This is a messenger RNA of Cotesia congregata, 1413 nucleotides long. The record is from the annotation of a GenBank genome assembly. NCBI's taxonomy places the organism in Eukaryota, Metazoa, Arthropoda, Insecta, Hymenoptera, Braconidae.